Messenger RNA from Knipowitschia caucasica, 1716 nucleotides. NCBI's taxonomy places the organism in Eukaryota, Metazoa, Chordata, Actinopteri, Gobiiformes, Gobiidae. The record is from the annotation of a GenBank genome assembly.
AUGUACAUGAUCAAUGUCCAGACCGUGGCUCCUCUCAUCGUCGGACGCCAUCGUUACCACGGAGACGCUUCACUGCACAUCUGCAAACACACACACACACCUGGAGGAUCCAACGGUCUACAGAGGAUCCAACGGUCUACAGAGGAUCCAACGGUCUACAGAGGAUCCAACGGUCUACAGAGGAUCCAACGGUCUACAGAGGAUCCAACGGUCUACAGAGGAUCCAACGGUCUACAGAGGAUCCAAUGGUCUACAGAGGAUCCAACGGUCUACAGAGGGUCCAAUGGCCUACAGAGGAUCCAACGGUCUACAGAGGAUCCAACGGUCUACAGAGGAUCCUACGGUCUACAGAGGAUCCAACGGUCUAUAGAGGAUCCAAAGAAACAGUUUCAAACACGGCCCGAGACCACUCUGGACCAGACCGAGACCGCUCUGGACCGGACCGAGACCGCUCUGGACCGGACCGAGACCGCUCUGGACCGGACCGAGAGCACUCUGGACACACAACAUCUGGCUCUUGGGACGUGGAACGUCACCUCACUGGGGGAAGGAGCCCGAGCUCGUGGGGGAGCGUCCUACAUCCACCGAGCGUACUACAUCCACCAAGCGUCCUACAUCCACCGAGCGUCCUACAUCCACCGAGCAUCCUACAUCCCACCGAGCGUCCUACAUCCCACCGAGCGUCCUACAUCCACCAAGCGUCCUACAUCCACCGAGCGUUCUACAUCCCUACAUCCACCGAACGUCCUACAUCCACUGAGCGUCCUACAGCCACCGAGCGUACUACAUCCACCGAGCGUACUACAUCCACCGAGCGUACUACAUCCACCGAGCGUCCUACAUCACCGAGCGUCCUACAUCCACCGAACGUCCUACAUCCACGAGCGGCCUACAUCCACCGAGGCCUACAUCCACCGAGCGUCCUACAUCCACCGAGCGUCCUACAUCCACCGAGCGACCUACAUCCACCGAGCGACCUACAUCCACAGAGGCUUACAUCCACCGGGCGUCCUACAUCCACUGAGCGUCCUACAUCCACCGAGCGUCCUACAUCCACCGAGCGUCCUACAUCCACCGAGCAUCCUACAUCCCACCGAGCGUCCUACAUCCCACCGAGCGUCCUACAUCCACCGAGCGGCCUACAUCCACCGAGCGGCCUACAUCCACCGAGCGGCCUACAUCCACCGAGCGUCCUACAUCCACCGAGCGGCCUACAUCCACCGAGCGGUCUACAUCCCACCGAGCGUCCUACAUCCACCGAGCUUCCUACAUCCCACCGAGCGUCCUUCAUCCCACCGAGCGUCCUACAUCCACCAAGCGUCCUACAUCCCUACAUCCACCGAACGCCCUACAUCCACCGAGCGGCCUACAUCCACCGAGCCGCCUACAUCCACCGAGCGACCUACAUCCACCGAGCGUCCUACAUCCACCGAGGCCUACAUCCACCGAGCGUCCUACAUCCACCGAGCGACCUACAUCCACCGAGCGACCUACAUCCACAGAGGCUUACAUCCACCGGGCGUCCUACAUCCACUGAGCGUCCUACAUCCACCGAGCGUACUACAUCCACCAAGCGUCCUACAUCCACCGAGCGUCCUACAUCCACCGAGCAUCCUACAUCCCACCGAGCGUCCUACAUCCCACCGAGCGUCCUACAUCCACCAAGCGUCCUACAUCCACCGAGCGUUCUACAACCGAACGUCCUACAUCCACUGA